Lasiodiplodia theobromae is the source of this 210-nucleotide messenger RNA. Its product is annotated as Mg(2+) chelatase family protein/ComM-related protein. The record is from RefSeq and is a predicted model, not a curated record. NCBI's taxonomy places the organism in Eukaryota, Fungi, Ascomycota, Dothideomycetes, Botryosphaeriales, Botryosphaeriaceae. Bases 1 to 210 code for a protein of 69 amino acids. The transcript has a single exon.
AUGUCAAACUACGGCUCUGAGAGCAGCUUCGCCAAGAGCACCGGCGAGACCGGCGUUAUUCGACAGAACCCCGAGAAUAACCACCGCAUGAUCAACCGCGAGGGAAAGCUGCUGGGGUACCCGUCGCGGGGCUGUUCUACUCCCAAACUGAAUCUCACCGUUGCCGAAUACCGCCAGGACCCCGAACACGAAUGCGCACUCAGCUGCUGA